This is a messenger RNA of Gastrolobium bilobum, 390 nucleotides long. RefSeq names its product josephin-like protein. NCBI's taxonomy places the organism in Eukaryota, Viridiplantae, Streptophyta, Magnoliopsida, Fabales, Fabaceae. The transcript has a single exon. Bases 1 to 390 code for a protein of 129 amino acids. The record is from RefSeq and is a predicted model, not a curated record.
AUGAGUCACAAACGCUACUUCUUUGAGAAAACAAGCUUGCACGGGAAACAGAACUCUAAGAGGAGAGCUUAUAGAAACCAGCAUGCAAAGAGCUGCAUGUUCAGGAUUCCUUGGCGCUCUGAAUUUUCCCCCAUUGAGUUUCUGAAGGGUGUUGCAGAAAGAGUGACAAAAGCUUUUUGCUUGUGUUCUGUGAGAAGAUCUACAAACCGAGGUUCAUCUUCCAUGGGAAGAUCAAAACCCAUAGGGGUCUCUGUCGAUUAUUAUAGGACAGCUGCUGUUGAGGACUGCAUUGAUUUCAUCCACACUUCCUUUUCUAGAUCAAAUUCUUUAACCACAACAAUAGACAGAGAAGAAGUUAUGCAUACUUUUUUAAAAAACUUUCAAUCAUAG